AUGGGAGAAAUAGCUGACAACAACUUCCAUGUGGAACUUCUCUGUAAAUUAUGUGUCACAUUUCAUUUUGUCCCUAGGAUUUCAAGCAAGACACUACCUUUGUAUCUGAAGGAUUCCAUCACAACCUGGGAGGUGCUGGCUGUGAGCAUUGCACCCACCAAAGGGAUCUGCGUGGCUGAACCUUAUGAAAUAACAGUCAUGAAAGACUUCUUCAUUGAUCUUCGAGUGCCGUAUUCAGUAGUGAAGAAUGAGCAGGUGGAGAUUCGAGCUGUUUUGUACAACUAUGCUGACAAGGAUAUUUAUGUGCGAGUGGAACUGUUAUACAACCCAGCCUUCUGCAAUGCUUCCACAGAAGGACAAAGAUACCGAGUGCAGGUCCCAGUUAGAGCCCUGUCCUCCUGGGCAGUACCGUUUGUGAUAGUCCCAUUACAGCAAGGAUUACAUGAUGUUGAGGUCAAAGCGAGUGUCCGGGGAGAGUUGGCGUCAGAUGGUGUGAGGAAGAAGCUGAAAGUUGUACCCGAAGGGGAACGGAAAAAUAUUGUGACUGUUCUUGAACUGGACCCAAGCGUAAAAGGAGUUGAUGGAACCCAGGAACAAACGGUCAUAGCCAAUAAAUUAGAUGACAAGGUGCCUGAAACAGAAAUUGAGACCAAGAUUUCUGUUCUAGGUAAGAACUAGUUAUUUGAAACCCAGGC
Messenger RNA from Notechis scutatus (mainland tiger snake), 695 nucleotides. NCBI's taxonomy places the organism in Eukaryota, Metazoa, Chordata, Lepidosauria, Squamata, Elapidae. The record is from RefSeq and is a predicted model, not a curated record.